Messenger RNA from Liolophura sinensis, 1964 nucleotides. Its product is annotated as fibropellin-1-like. Gene Ontology annotation, molecular function: calcium ion binding. The coding region runs from base 237 to 1958 and encodes 573 amino acids. The record is from RefSeq and is a predicted model, not a curated record. The transcript has 11 exons. Lineage: Eukaryota; Metazoa; Mollusca; Polyplacophora; Chitonida; Chitonidae.
UGGCGGCAGGCUUUUUGAAUACGUCUGAAAUUGUCCCUCGUUAGAUCCAUAUUUUAUUUACUGUGGUGAGUCGCUCAGGUGAAACGACGUCGGUUUCACUGCUAGUAUCAAUACGCGCAUUGAGUUUUUGGAGGCGGAAGUUUACAGGCUUUUAACGCAAUUUCUGGUUCUCAUCAGUGUUCAACAGGUGCCCUGAGGAAGUUACUAAAAUCUUCACCUAAUUCAAGGAUUAAAGAAUGCAGAAAUAUAACGGACGACGGAUGUUUACGCUGUGUGGAUAUUUGUUGGGGUGUUUCGCGCUAACUUUCGGUCAGAAUCCGUGGCCAAACUGUUCUGUGCCAGAAAGGAGCUUAGUAUGGGACGAUUCUUUAACAGGAAGUACCGUCACAGUAGAAUGGGCCUAUGGAAAGGCGACCUGUGCCACCAUCCGGCAGUGUUACGGCGAGUCCUGGCUUCCUGACGAUAGAGUCGAACCACAACUCCGACCAGUUGAGAUACAACAGGGGAUGCACAUCAGAUUUCAUCCUAUUAAAGACAGUGGAAUUCGAUUUCCUAUACAACCCUUCAAAGUGAAUGAAGACAACUACCGGAAUUGCUCAACCAAUGACAGUAUUCCAGUCAUCAGCAAGGAAAGCGAGGAGGAUUUCUUACUGGAUGAUUCCUUUUUACAAAACGGAGCCAACUAUUUCAUAGUUGACAUGAACGAUGAGCGACUCAUACGCUGUAUUUUUGGGUUGAGGUUAAAAGUCGUUGUCAAAGAGAAUGACUGUUCAUUGCACGAGGGGCCACUAACAUGCAGUGGAAACGGCCAUUGUGUUACCCAAAAACUUGCGGGCGAUUACCACUGCUCUUGUUGCCAUGGUUACACAGGAGACUACUGCGAACUGGUAGAUCAUUGUGCUGACGAACCGUGCCAAAAUGGUGGCAAAUGUUCUCUGUACUUCGGACAGAAUCCGGAAAAGAAUUACUCAUGCGAAUGCAAGGAAGAGCCUGGAUACAAAUUUGUUGGUGACAGUUGUGAGACGAACAUCACGUCUCUGUGUGACUUGAACCCGUGUGAGAACGGCGCCAUCUGCCGGGGGAAUCUGCAGCGGUACUCUUGCUUCUGCCAACCCGGUUUCUCUGGCCACCACUGUGAGGUGAACAUUAACGAGUGUGAGUCCUCACCCUGUGGCAGUGGAAUGUGCGUGGAUCAUGAUAACGGCUUCCAGUGCUUCUGUCUCCCAGGUUUUGGCGGAGAACAGUGUCAGAUACAGUAUAACGAGUGUGUGUCUAAUCCUUGUCUGAACGGCGGAUUCUGUGUGGACGAGCUGGACAGCUUCCGGUGUGACUGCGGAAUGGGUUAUAAUGGCUCCUUAUGUGAACAGAAGGUAAGCCCGUGUGCGGAUAACCCAUGUCGGAACGGUUCUCACGCGGAGUGUGAGGAUCACGUGGACAGCUUCACGUGUGUCUGCAAGCCCGGUUAUACAGGUUCUCACUGCGAAGUGAACAUCAACGAGUGUGAAGAGAACCCGUGUGAAAAUGGCGGGACGUGUAAAGACGAGGUCAACGGCUACUCUUGUCUCUGUAGCGAUUUCUACUUCGGGGACAGAUGUGAAAAACUUGACGAGAUCAUUCGGCCUAGUCGCCACGGUGGGGCUGGCUUUGAACAGGAGACCUUUGGCAUGCACAUACACAACCUCUACAUCGUGGGCGGAACACUAGGUGGCGCUCUGGUCAUCGCGCUCGUUGUGUUGAUCACGUGUUACUGCCGUACUCACCGGACGUACGAGACGUUGUCCAGGAGGGCAGGCUAUGAGAGACAGACGGAUGACUUCCGGUUUGCCUCUCAUGACGUCAGUUCCGUUUGCAGGCCGCGACCCUCCAUUGACUCGAUCUGGGAAGCCACCACUUUGAAUUACCACUCAAACCAACUCAACACUCCCGUUGCCAAAUCGUUAAAACCGAAGAAAGUUUAAAUGUGA